Pyrus x bretschneideri (Chinese white pear) is the source of this 2721-nucleotide messenger RNA. RefSeq names its product nucleolar complex-associated protein 2. Gene Ontology annotation, cellular component: Noc2p-Noc3p complex; Noc1p-Noc2p complex; nucleolus. Lineage: Eukaryota; Viridiplantae; Streptophyta; Magnoliopsida; Rosales; Rosaceae. The record is from RefSeq and is a predicted model, not a curated record. Gene Ontology annotation, biological process: ribosomal large subunit biogenesis.
UCGUACCCUGCGCCGGUUUGAGGCGCCUAACGAAAAACGACGACGCAGCUUCCUUCCUCCAUUGCAGGCUGACGAGAGAGAGAGAGAGAGAGAGAGAGAGAGAGAGAGAGAUAGAGAGAGAGAGAGAGGGAGAGAGCCAUGGGCAAGCUGGGGAAGAAGGCAAGGAAGUUCUCGAAGAAGAAUCUCCAGUCCGUUCUCAGAAAAAAUCGCAAGUUGAAUUCCAAGUUCAACAAAAGGAGAACUUCCAAGAAAGGUGGGAAAGAAGAUGGCGGUAAAGAACAGAAAAAGGACGCAGUAGAGUUGUCUAAUGCAAGAAAUACUGAAGGAGAAUACAUAGAAGACACUCCUCUUGAUGCAAUAUUUAGUGAAGAUGAGAAUGAUGUGUUUGGAGAUGAUUCAGACAGUGAUGGGUAUCUUUCAGAGGAAUCAAGUGAUCUGCAUCUAUCUCAUGGUGAAACUGAGAAUUCACAAGAAGGAAAUUUUGGCAGUAGUGGUAGUGAUUUAUCUGUGCAGAACAGGGAAAUUCAACUUGAACUUGUGAAGAAAACGAAAAAAUUAGACAAAUUGAAGGAAAAGGACCCAGAUUUUUCUAACUUUCUUGAUGGCUAUCAUAAGCGAUCUGAACAGUUCAGAAACACAAAGUAUGCCGAUGAGGAUGAGAUGAGCGAGGAUGAUAUGCAGCCAGAGAAUGUGGAUGGUGUUAACACUCACGGUAGCAAGUUGUUGACCAGCUCUGCCAUUGAUUCUUUGUGUCAACUAGUCAAAGAGCACCAAAGUGUGCCUGCGCUUACCAGUCUAUUAAAUGGGUACCGUGCUGCAUGCCACUAUGGAGCUGAAUCAACCAGGGUCUUUGAUGCUGAUUCUUGUUGUGGAAUUCAGAACAGUGAAACCUUUUGCAAGAUAUUAAUGUUCAUGCUUAAUGAGGCUGAUAAUAUAUUUAGGGGGCUAAUGGGCAUAUCAAGCUCCUCCAAGAAAGAGAAGAGUUUGGACUUAAGCAAGAAUUCAAAAUGGAAUACUCUUAAGCCAUUGAUAAAAUCAUAUUUGAGGAGUACCCUUUUACUGCUGAAUGAGGUUAAUGAAUCUGAGAUAUUGGCCUUCUCCUUAGCACGGAUCAGAGCUUCAGUUACAUUUUUUGUUGCUUUCCCUUCUUUGCUCCGCAGACUUAUCAAGAUUGCUGUUCAUCUGUGGGCAACAGGGAAAGGAACUAUAUCAUCUCUAUCCUUUUUCAUCAUACGCGAUGUGGCUUCUGUUUUUCGCUCUGAUUGCUUUGACACCUGCUUUAUUAACACAUAUAAAUCAUUUAUUGGUCAUUGCCAAUUUAUGGAGCCUGUUCUAUUUCAACACGUACAGUUUCUAAGAAACUCCUUUGUUGAGCUAUGCUCUGUGGAUCUGCAGAAAGCAUCUAGUAAAGCAAUGGUGUCCAUAAAGCAACUUUCUAAAAUACUGAAGCAGGGUCUGCUGACAAAGAAGAAGGAAGCUGUCAAGAAGAUAUGCAGUUGGCAAUACACAAAUUGCAUUGAUCUAUGGGUUAUGUUUAUAUCAGCUAACAUACCUGAUUAUGAUCUUCAGCCGUUGCUCUUUAUGAUCAUUCAGAUUAUAAACGGAGUGGCUGUCUUGUUUUCUGGACCUAGAUAUUUGCCUUUAAGAGUCAAAUGCAUUCAAUGGUUGAAUCAGCUCUCAUCUUCCUCAGGAAUUUUUAUUCCUAUUGCCUCUUUAGUGGUGGAUAUUUUGGAAUAUAAAAUUGGCAAGGAUGUUGGUAAACCUGGAAAAGACACCAAUAUGAUGUGUUCUGUAAAGUUUCCAAAGAAUUGGUUAAAAUCAAGGAACUUUCAAGAACAGUGUGUUGUAUCUGUUCUCGAGCUGCUUUCAGCACAUUUUUCUCAGUGGAGCUAUCAUAUUUCUUUUCCUGAUCUGGCGACUAUUCCCCUCGUUCGCUUGAGGAAGUUCCAUGAGAUAACUACUAUAGAGAGUUUCAAGCGUAUAGUGAAGCGCUUUAUUGAUCAGGUGGAGCAAAACAUUGAAUUUGUGCGGAAGAAGAGAGAUGAGGUGCCUUUUUCACCAAAAGAUCAACAAUCUGUAGAAUCAUUUCUCCAGCUAGAAAAGCACAGUGGCAAUACUCCGUUUGCACAAUAUUAUAAAAGCAUCAUCGACAAGGCUACUUCCAGAGAUUUGGCUCUAUUUGAAAAGUUCUCCGAAGCGGAGAAAAUCAACAAGAAAACACAAAAGAAAACAAAGCGGCCUCAAAAUGACAAGGUCACUGAAGGUGCCAAUGGUAAACACUCGGAGAAAAGAAAAGCCAACGCGUCUACUAAUGGCGGCAGCCAAGGAAAGAAAAGAAGGCAGCCUCAAAAUGACAAGGCAGGUGCCAAUGGUAAACAUUCGGCGAAAAGAAAAGCCAAUGCGUCUAUAAAUGGUGGCAGACAAGGAAAGAUGAGGAGAGAAGAAAAGUCUGAAUCGUAAAUCGUUCUGAAAUGACGAAUUCGUGAACCCUCAUCAGAUUCGCCGAGCAAAUUUUGAUCCUUUUGGUAAUCAUUUCCAGUUUUGAUGUACUCAUUUAAGCUUCUAGAUAUCUUAUUGCAGAACAGACAUAUUAGGUCAGUGUUCCCUAUAUCAACAAAGACAUGUAGGCUGUUGCUUUGCCUGUAAUGUUAUAAGGAAAGUUUUGUUCAACAUGCAUGCAGAGGUGAACUCCCAUUACUGAUGAGAAAACAUUUCUUGUUA